GCAGCAGCAGCAGCUCUGAUCCGGCUCAGCAGGCAGCGGCCCCAGCCUCCGGUCCUAUCCUCCGUGUCCAUCCCCCCUCUCCCCUUCUCCUCACAUCCUCAGUCCGGUGUGCGUCUGUGGGCUGUAGACAUGUCUGCCAGACCGGGCUUUUACCGGCAGGAGCUGAACAAGACUGUCUGGGAGGUUCCGGAGCGGUACCAGAACCUGACGCCGGUGGGCUCUGGAGCCUACGGUUCGGUGUGUUCGGCAUAUGAUGUCGUCUUACGGCAAAAAGUUGCAGUGAAGAAGCUGUCCAGGCCUUUUCAGUCUCUCAUCCACAGCCGCCGCUCGUACCGGGAACUCAGACUGCUCAAGCACAUGAAACAUGAGAAUGUUAUAGGACUACUGGAUGUCUUCUCACCCGCUGCAACAUUAGAAGACUUCAAUGAGCUCUACCUGGUGACUAACCUGAUGGGAGCAGACCUCAACAAUAUUGUCAAAUUUCAAAGGUUGUCUGAUGAGCAUGUGCAGUUCUUAAUUUAUCAGCUUCUACGUGGCCUCAAGUACAUCCAUUCAGCAGGGCUGAUUCACAGAGACCUGAAGCCAAGUAAUGUGGCUGUAAAUGAAGAUUGUGAGUUAAGGAUCCUCGACUUUGGAUUGGCCAGACAGACAGAUGAUGAGAUGACAGGAUAUGUGGCGACCCGCUGGUACCGAGCACCAGAGAUCAUGCUGAACUGGAUGCAUUACAAUCAGAAUGUUGAUAUUUGGUCAGUGGGAUGCAUUAUGGGAGAGCUGCUCAAGGGAAAAGUUCUUUUUCCUGGCACUGACUAUAUUGACCAGCUUAAAAGAAUCAUGGAGGUGGUUGGAACUCCGACACCUGAGCUGUUGAAGAAGAUCUGCUCUGAACAUGCACAGAAAUACAUUCAGUCUCUGCCCUUCAUGCCACAGCAAGACCUGGAAAAGAUCUUUAGAGGAGCAAAUCCACUAGCUGUUGACCUGUUGAAGCGUAUGUUGGUCCUGGACUGUGAUGGGAGGAUCUCCGCCAGCGAGGCACUAUCCCACCCAUACUUCUCGCAGUACCAUGACCCAGAUGAUGAGCCAGAGGCCCCGCCUUAUGAUCAAACACUGGAGAGUAAAGACCGCACUCUAGAAGAAUGGAAAGAGUUGGUAUUUGAGGAGGUGAACAGCUUCAAAGAGCCUGUCAGCAAGACUGAUAGCCUUCAGGUGGAGCAGUAGGCCUCUUUCUGCUCUGCCAAAAAAGGACUGUGUAUUCUAUCAGUGAGAGAAGAAGUGGGGCAAGCAAAGUGAAGAAAGCUCAUUCCUGAGGCAUGGCGCCUUUUCCCUGCUCAGUGUGACUGUGUUUGACUGCCUGUCAUGAAUCUGUUUGAGCAGCAGACAAGGACAAUCUCCAAGGCAUCAGGAUGAGUGUGUACAAAGUUGCUUCCUCCUAUGUUUCUACUGAGUGAAGGUGAAAUAAGGAACUAUUCAAAGUGGCUUCAUCAGACAUCUCUGUGGACAUGAGGAUUCAUACAAGGGCGCAACUUUACAGAACUGAACUGUGUUUACAGACUCAUGGAGAAGUAUUUAAGGUGAAUGACAAAUAAAAAUGCACACUAGGAUUUCCAAAGCAGCAACAGAGCACAUCUGGUCCCUCAUUUUGACAAAUACUAAAAGCAGUCAGUCCGAAGACUUUGACAUUUGGAAUUCAUGUUUAAAGGCUUGCAGCAAUGCCAGGUCAUGUCACAGAACAGCUUAGCAAUUAGCCUGCAUACUACUGCAUGAUUUCUGUGCAUCUUAUUAUCACAGCAUAUUACUAUAUGAUAACUACUUAAACUGCUUAUUGCAUUUGCUACACCGGUUUAAAACCAUCUUGAAAGACAGAGAAAAGAACUACCGGGAUAUGCAACCAUCGUUCACCUUCUGUCUUUAUCUUUUCUGCACGACGACUGUGUCGAAGCCUAGAAAAUCACACAAAAACAUUGUUCUUCCUGCUCAUAGAAUAGUAAACACCAACUGUGCUAUUAAUUAGUAAGGAAAUUAAUACACACCAAAGCUGGAACAUGGUGACUGUGAAGCAGGUCUGUGUUUACAGUGUGACCUUGUGUCUUAUACACAGUUUCCUCUGAUGGAUGAUUUAUAGUAUGAUCAUCUGUUGGCUUUGGCACCGCGGCAUCAACUUUCCAUAGUUCUCUGCGGUGACUUUUACAGCUGGGUUUUGUUUACACUAAUUGAGAUUAUGGGUAUUUCAUAAACUGUUAGAAACAGUUUGCAGAAGAUAUGGAACAGUGCCAGAUAAUAACAUAUUGUACAACUGGUAGCUCCAUCUAAGCAAUGUCUGGUCAAACACUACAGCGGAUGAUUCACAUUAAGUAGCCAUGUUCGGCUAAUUGAAACAAGAGGGAGCUAAUUAGUAAGUCUUCAUGUGACCUCAGUUUCAGUUUAACGCAAGAGGAUGUUAAAGGAAAUUCUCCAUAAAGGUGUGAAAACAGAUACUUUCACCCUUGAUACUGGAGGUUGUUAUAACUUUAUUACAUCCCCUGUUAUAUUAAGGAACGUGUUCACGGGUAAUGUUUGUAUAAUCUAACACAUGCAGCAUGAGCUCAGCGGGUAUACUGAUUAUUAUAACAAGUGGUUGACUUCCUAACUUACAGUGUGUCAUUUAUUUUGCAGUAAUCUGGUGUGCAAAUGUCUCGCUAAGGUACAAAUAACUGGUAGAGUUAAACCACAGUGUGUUCGGACAGUAUCAAUAUGUUGCAGGCCAAAUAUUAUAGCUAAUUUUAUUAGUUUAGUUCUGACACAUCAGUCUGAAUGAAAUACAAAUUUAUAGGAUGUAUUUUCUGUCAGUAUGAUGUGUUUUUGAGGCAGAAUUGUGAAGCCACACACUACCGUCAGAUAAUGCACAUUGGAAUCAGUGUUUCCAGAUGUACAAUAAUUAUUGUAUUUACAAUUCUAAAUCCACCGUAUGAACAAUAAUGUGAAACUUACCAAAAUUGUAUCAUUUUGUAACACCUAAAUGUUGUAAUCAGGCUAGGCAAUCUUAUUUGGAUUAAUUUCCUUGCAUUUUUAGGUUUGUAUUUGGUUAAACUAUUCUUACAUGACACCUUUCCACCUCAAUCAGUCUUGCUUGAAUCCUCCUUACUAAUCAGAAAUAAUUAGAUGAUUGGAGAGUAAUAAAGAACAGUCUACAACAUUGAAUAUGGACAUGGGUGGAGCUCCAGCUCAGCUAUGGUUGAACUACCUGGUAACUGUGAAGGAAACAAACAGGUGUUUGUAAAAAAAGAACACAACACAAAAUCAAGAUUUUUGGAAAAACAGUUUGUAUAAUGUCUUAAAAUGCGGCUGUAAAAAUAAAUAAAUAGUAACCUUUACUUUGUAAGUUGAGCUGUGUAGAACAUUAUCUCCUUCCAAGAUCAGGAGUGGUGUCUGCUGAGUCUACUGUAACAUUAAAAAGAACCCUCCACUGACGUCAGUUUAAUUCAACCAGUUUCAGCCUUAAAGAGACAUUUGUGUUACUGAAAAGACCAAACUUAGAAAUUCUUUUGAAACAGUGUUUUGCCACCACAGUGGUUCAGACUGGAGUUCAACAUGUAGCCUUUUGUGCAGGUCAUGCAUUAACCCCAAGCGACCUGAAGGUUUAGUCUGAAUGAAUCAAAACUGUCUGUCCCAGCUUGUUUCAGCUCUGUCAUUUUCUGAAUGUGGAUAUGUUCUGUGCUUAUGUGGAUGUUGUACAUGUGGUGGAUUUGAAUAGUAACUGCAAACUGAUUGUAUAUGUAUAGGUGUAUGUAUGUACUGUAUGUAUGUUACCAGUUAGAGGUGUCUUUUGAAUACAUGGUGGCAUGUAAUUCAGCAGUAGCCAUGAUGAGUCACUAAAUCGAAUGUCCGCUCUUAAGUUUCGGAUGAUCUUCUCGCUCAUCAUCGAUGGGUAACAUGACCAAGCAAAUCUUCAGAGAAUAAAUAACAAUAUUUCUUUUUGUCAGAA
This is a messenger RNA of Sphaeramia orbicularis (orbiculate cardinalfish), 3958 nucleotides long. RefSeq names its product mitogen-activated protein kinase 11 (gene mapk11). Lineage: Eukaryota; Metazoa; Chordata; Actinopteri; Kurtiformes; Apogonidae. The coding region runs from base 130 to 1215 and encodes 361 amino acids. The transcript has 12 exons. Gene Ontology annotation, biological process: protein phosphorylation. The record is from RefSeq and is a predicted model, not a curated record. Gene Ontology annotation, molecular function: MAP kinase activity; ATP binding.